This is a messenger RNA of Danio rerio (zebrafish), 1007 nucleotides long. It is a transcript of the gene angptl8, whose product is annotated as angiopoietin like 8. The record is from RefSeq and is marked validated. Lineage: Eukaryota; Metazoa; Chordata; Actinopteri; Cypriniformes; Danionidae. Gene Ontology annotation, biological process: signal transduction; triglyceride homeostasis; regulation of lipid metabolic process.
GCACACCGAAUCAUCACUCACGGUCAGAGUUUCUGAGAAAGAGGACAAGAUGCGGGCAGUUUUAUCUCUGCUGUUCGUAACUCUGUGUUCAAACAGUGCCUUUACGUCCCCGCUGAAGACUGGUCAAGCUGGAGAAAACCUGGUGUCCAAGGAUGAAGUGAACAUCCUGAUGUAUGGCGUGCUGCAGUUUAGUGAAUCCCUGCACCACAUGUACCAGAGCACAGAGGCCAGACUGGCCCGCGUCAUGACAGCCGUGAGCCGAACUGAGAGCGAGGUGAAGAAACUAGGCUACGACACAGAGGCCGCGGCACAAACCAAACAACAGAUCAAAGAGAAGCUUCAGCUCAUCAAGGCUCAGACGAAAGCGCUGCAGAUUCAGGUCCAAGAGAACAGAGGUAAAGUCACCAGGGUAGAGCUGGAAGAGGCACAGCUGAAGAAAAAACUCCACAGCAUGGAGGAAAACCUGAACAGCUCCGUCUCAGACACCUUCAAGGGCAAACCACUUAAAAAUAUCUUUAUCAGGGAGGACUUGAUGAAGUGGACACAAGAACAGAAACUCAAAUUGCAGAAUCAAAACCAGCAGAUGUCUGAUUUACAGAAACUGAAUAUGGUGUGACCACUAAAAUCAGCUAUGAGGAAGAAGCACAAUCCUGAUCAACACUCCAUUCCCGGCACUGCAGAUGGAUCUCAGAAAUAUAACACCGAUGACAAUGAUGAUUGUUUUUCACACAAGUUGGGUCUCUUUCAGAAACAUCAGCAGAAGAGAAUCUCUAAAACAUAAAAUUCCCAAUCACAGACACCAUUUGUCAAAUAUAAAGCUACAUUGUACCAUUUUAUACAUAAUGAUCAUUAUAUUUGUUUGGGUUUGUUGUUAGUAACUUAUACUGAAAUACUGAAAUAUAAUAACUUAUAACUGAAAAAAUGUAACUGUUGUGUUAAGAAAUCAAUACUGUUAUAGUGUAAACUUUAUUUAUUAACAGAAUAAAAAUCUGUGUUUUUCUAAGUAC